This is a messenger RNA of Phalacrocorax carbo (great cormorant), 2500 nucleotides long. NCBI's taxonomy places the organism in Eukaryota, Metazoa, Chordata, Aves, Suliformes, Phalacrocoracidae. The record is from RefSeq and is a predicted model, not a curated record.
UGGGAAUUUCCCGAGGGGCGGAACCACCGCCCCCCGCCCCGCUUCCUCCCGUGGUGGCGGCGGAGCGGAGCGGUGCCGGCAGCGGUACCGGCAGCGGUUCGGGCCUCGCCUAGGCUCGGGGGCGCGCUGGCAGGGAUGCCCAGCUGGGAGGUAGGCGACUAAAUGGCGGGCAUGGAAGGGAGAGGACCCUACCGCAUCUAUGAUCCCGGAGGGGGAACGGAUGAGAAUGGAUCCACAGCCUUUGAGCGGCUGGUGGAGGAGAACACCCGGCUGAAGGAGAAGAUGCAGGGGAUCAAGUCUAUCGGAGAGCUGCUGGAGGAGUCCCAGGUGGAGGCAUCCAAGCUGCGGCAGAAGGCGGAGGACCUCGUGAAGGACAACAAAAUGCUGAUGACGUCAUCUUCCGUGGAGGACCUGGUGGAAACCGGAGCUGUCGGCCCUGAUCCCAGCUCUGCACGGGCUGCCCCAGGCAGCACUCAGCCGGACACAGAAGCACGGAAAUCUCCUCCAAGUGGAUCCUCCUCGGAGUUUGAAAUCGUCACUGUCGAAGCGCAGGGGUUUCCCCAGGAGAGCGGGAGAGCGGACUUGGAGCAGCUGCCAAAUGAGGAUGCCAACCUGCUGCCCCAGCUACAGCAGCUGGAGAGCACGCUGAGUGGCUGUGCCAAGGAGGCCAGCAAGGACCAGGUCUUCGUGCGAAUGGGCUACAUGGCCUCCGAGCUCAAGCGCCUGGCUUCCAAGGUGCAUAAGAACGAGCAGAGAACAUCGUUCCUGCAGACACUGUGUGAGACACUGCACAGUGAGAACAAGGAGCUGCGAACCAAGCUGGAGCGGGACCUGGAGCAGAGAAACCAGGCACUGGAGAAGCUCAGGUGCGAGAACCAGGAGCUCCGGAGGAUGGUGACGCUGAGCAGCCAGGAUAGUGGCAAGAGGGAAGCUGCCGAGCAGCAGCAGCAGAGCGGGGCCGCGGUGGAGAAAGCACCGGGCAGAGGAGAGCUGGAGGCGAAGGAGAAGAAGGUGAAGAUCCUGGAGCACCAGCGUAGGGAGCUGCUGGAGGUGAAUAAGCAGUGGGAUCAGCACUUCCGAGCCACAAAGCAGAAGUAUGAGCAGAAGGUCACAGACUUGCAUCAGGAGCUGGCUGAGGCCCGCAGGGCACUGACUGAGCUGGAGUCAGAGCGGGAGCAAAAGCAACGGGAUUUUGACCGCAAACUGCUCCUGGCCAAGUCCCGGAUUGAAACAGAGGAGGCAGAGAAAGAGAGGCUGGCCAUGGAGGUGAGGGACCUGCAGCAGAGGAUGCGGUUCCUGCAGGAGCAGCUGGCUCCAGUCACCAGGCAGCGGGAGUACCAGGAGAAGGAGAUACAGAGGCUGAACAAGGCACUAGAGGAGGCCCUGAACGUCCAGGCCUCCCCACCACCCAUCUUUACCAACACCAUCGAGCCGGUGGGGACAGUGCCACAGCAGGAGCUGCUGACCCAGAACGAGCUCCUCAGGCAGCAGGUGAAAAUUUUUGAGGAGGACUUCCAGCGGGAGCGGAGCGACAGGGAGAGGAUGAACGAGGAGAAGGAAGAGCUGAAGCAGCAGCUGGAGAAGCUGCAGAAGCAGCUGGUCCUCUCCAACAGCCAGCUGCGAGCCUCCAAAGAAGACUGCCAGCGGGAGAAGGAGAAGCUGAAGAAGCUGCUGAAACAGCACAAACAGGCUUCUGGAGAGAGGCUGCACCCUGAGCCACUGAUGGGGCCGUUGAGCCCUGCCUGCCCCCUGUACCAGUACAAUUCCCCCGUGGCUCACCCCAUGUACCACGGCUUCGACGAGUGGCAGCAGCUCCGAUACCCGCCAGCGAUGCCAGGCGAGCACACACCAGGACAAAACUUCCACCAUUUUCCCCAGCCCGAGUACCCCUGGCACCCACCCUGCGCCAUGGCUCGCAGUCAGAACGCUCAGGCAGUGGCCGGGGUGAAACCAGUCCCCAAGGACUUGGAACAGGCAGGUGCCGGAUUGCCCUAACGCCAAGGACCAGCUGCACUGUGAUACCGGCAGAAGAGGAGUAGGGUGUGUGCGUGUGCCCAUGUGUAUAUAUCUAGGAGCUUCCUCUGGCUGCCUAUCCUUGUGAGCGGACAUGCUGUGGACAUGGCCGCACCCACGGCCUGGAGCGGCUCAGCAGUGCAUCCCUAUGACGAAAGUGUGAAGGAGGGACUGGAGGUGCUGUCUUGGUGGCAGCCAACACAGGGUCAGCAGCCCCCUGUGGCCAUUCCCUUCCCCACAAGGCAUCGGGCCUGGCAUUGCUAUAGACCCGAGCCAGGUCUUCAGGAAAGAGGAGUCAGCGUUUCCCAGGAGCAUGCCGGGAGCUGCCCCGGUCCAGGGGCUUUGAUUCAGCCGCCGGAGGAGCGGGUGACAGCAGGGACUCCCCUAGCAGUGGGAGAUCCCAUGCUUGCAGGCGGGUGCCUGCUGCAGCCAUGGCCCAGGCUGAGGGUGGUUGGUGUCUUUGUAUUUAUUUAAGGACUGAAGUGUA